This is a messenger RNA of Beta vulgaris subsp. vulgaris (sugar beet), 3278 nucleotides long. Its product is annotated as mitogen-activated protein kinase 4. Gene Ontology annotation, cellular component: cytoplasm; nucleus. Gene Ontology annotation, biological process: intracellular signal transduction; protein phosphorylation. Lineage: Eukaryota; Viridiplantae; Streptophyta; Magnoliopsida; Caryophyllales; Amaranthaceae. Gene Ontology annotation, molecular function: ATP binding; MAP kinase activity. The record is from RefSeq and is a predicted model, not a curated record.
UAACUUCUUCAAAUAUCUAAUACUUCAUUUAUUUUUUUCCCUAUAUAUUCAAUAUUACAAAAAUAUAACAUCACACUUAUUCAUAAGACAAAUAAUUUCAUUUUUUUAUUUUUCAUACUCUCAUUAUAUGAUGCUUAACUUCUUCAAAUAUCUAAUACUUCAUUUAUUUUUUCCCUAUUCAAUAUUACAAAAAGGAAAAUGAUAUACAUAGCCCUUAGGGCCAUGUAUAAGGUGCUUAAAAUGGAAAUAAAAUAUCAAAUCAAGCAUUUAUUACCUCAAUUGAUGUGAAAAUGUGUAUUGAAUUCUUAAAUUGUUUCCAUUUAAAAAAAUGUAUUUAAUGCUUAUAUGUAGCCCUAAGGGUUACAUAUAUCAUUACCCUUACAAAAAUAUAACAUCACACUUAUUCAUAAGACACAUAAAACAAUUAAUAAGAUUAGAAGAAAAAAAACAACCAUUUUGAUAAAUAAGAUUGAAAAAAAAAAACAGUCCAACUUGGGCCGGGCCGCGCCUAAAAAAAUUGCCUAUUAAUCUGGCCGGGCCAAAAUUUUGUGCCGAAAACCCGCUAUUUCGGAUCAAAAUGACGGGCUUUCAGCCACAUUUCAUUUUUUAUUUUUCAUACUCUGAUUAUAUGAUGCUUAACUUCUUCAAAUAUUUAAUACUUCAUUUAUUUUUUCCCUAUUCAAUAUUACAAAAAUAUAUCAUACUUAUUCACAAGGCAAAAACAAUUAAUAAGAUUAGAAAAAAAAAACAGCCAUUUUGAUAAAUAAGAUUGAAAAAAAAGGCGGCAAAAUGUGCAACAGUCCAACUUGGGCCGGGCCACGCCUAAAAAAUUAUCUAUUGAUCGGGCCGGGCCAAAAUUUUGUACCCAAAAUCCGGUAUUUCGGGUCAAAAUGAAGGACUUUUUGGGCCAAAAUAGACUGAAAAGUCAUUUUUGCCUUGCCCAAAGCAAAAGAUUAUGCCCAACCCCCAUCCAAAAAGCAGGCUGGGCCGAACCAAAAUAAUCAGCUAUAAGUCCAAGUGUCCGAAAGCAAAGAACACUUGUUUCAUGAUUCACUAUGGUGAGUAGAGAGAGAAUACACCAAAGUUCCCUAAUAAGUAUUACAAAUGCAAACAAGAAAAAAAAAAAUCAAAUAAUCAAUCAAAGCCAACAAUAAUUACCCACGAUUGCAAAACCAAAAUGCAAUUCUUCAAAAUCAAAAUGCAACUUCGGAUUAUAGCAUUGUGCAAGCAAUAAUUGCGUAUUUGAUGGUGAUAAAACUAAUAUUACAUAUUUUACGGGUGACAGCUGAUAGCCUGAUAUGGAGGAUUAUUGUUCGAAGAUAAUUACGGAAUUUACAAGAAGAAGAGAGAAAUCAGAGAAAUUGAAGAAGAAUUUUAAAGGUAAGUGAUGAAUUAUUAGACACUAGUACUUUUUUUUGUCGAAAAGAGAGCAAGAUUGGGCUCCAUAAUAUUUUUGGGCCCUUAAAAUUUGAAAUCAUAGCCUGUUUUUUAUUUUUCGAAAGGAGCCUGUUAAUUUUUUGGAAGAGCAUUAUAAUACCGUUUGUUUUUUUAACCAAUUGGAGUUGGCGUGAGUCGGCCCUUAAUCAAGAUCUCGAGUUCGAACGUGGAGAUUAGUCGGUGGGAAACUUGUGGAAGUAGGACAAAAAAAUAAUACCGUUUGUUUUUUUUAAAUUGAUCUAUAAAAUACAACUUUGUUUAGGAUUUUUCUAACCUAUAAGAAUACAACUUUAUGUAGGAUUUAGGAAGAGUAGAAAACCGUUUCAGAAAUAUGCAUUAAACAUUUUCUAUUUUAUCUUCUAUGUAGUAUUAUCUCUACCUAAGUUUAAACUAAUUAAGAUGGGUAGAUUAUCAUAAACAUAGUAGGAUAGGAGAAAGUCGUUGUUAUAAAUAAGAGGGAAAGGUAAAUGCAAAGUUAGAGAGAAAAACUCACGCUACUUCUGCUAAAACCAAAUCAACCAUCCCUUAAAUCGUCUUUGUUUAAUUUUGUAAGAAAGUUAGUAAGGAUGAUCUUCCACGAGAUACAUAGUUUUAGGGUAUGGAAUACCAUAUUCGACGUGGACGCAAAGUACGUACCAAUAAAACCACUAGGAAAGGGUGUUGUUUGUUCUUGUCUUGAUACAAAAACUACUGAAAAAGUUGCCAUCAAAAAAAUCAUUGAUGCGUUUGACGAUCCAACUAAUGCAGUAAGAAUACUAAGGGAAAUUACAAUUCUACGGAAGAUUCGCCAUCGGAAUAUUAUUGAGUUAAAGAACGUUUUGAUUAGUUCUCCUAAACAACUUUUUAAAGAUGUGUAUUUGGUUUAUGAGCUUAUGGAUACUGACCUUGAUCAGAUUAUUAAGUCACCUCAACCUCUUACCAAUGAUCAAUGCAAGUUAUUUUUUGUUCAGUUACUUCGAGGCCUAAAUCAUCUCCAUUCAGCUAACAUCCUCCACCGAGAUCUAAAGCCUGCAAAUAUCUUGGUAAAUGCAAACUAUGAUCUAAAGAUUUGUGAUUUCGGCCUAGCAAGAACGAGCAAAGGUGAAGGUAGAUCUAUGACUGAGUAUGUGGGAACCCGUGUGUACCAAGCACCCGAGCUACUUGUUUGUGGUGGCAACUACACUGCAUCAAUUGAUGUGUGGAGUGUUGGAUGUAUAUUUGCUGAAAUGUUGGGGCGCAAACCCAUCUUCCCUGGUCGAGAUAGUAUUAACCAAUUGAAACUCAUACUCAGCAUUCUUGGAACUCCUCAUCAUAAUUCUGAUAUGGACUUUAUUGAAGAUUUAAGAACAAUAAACUUCAUAAAAACACAACAUUAUUCAAGUGGAAUUCCAUUCGCGGCCUUAUAUCCUCGAGCCAAUCCUUUAGCGUUGGACUUGCUACAAAAAAUGCUUGUAUUCAACCCGAACAAGAGGAUUACCAUCUCUGAAGCACUUCAACACCCUUACCUCUCAGCGUUGUAUGAUCCUUCUCCUGAUCCUGCUCCAAAACCAUUGAAUAUUGAUAUUGAUCCAAAGAUCGGGGAGAUAAAAAUGAGAGAUAUAAUGUGGAGAGAGAUGUUGAUCUAUGAACCUGAAAUUGUUUUUCAGCAUUUGUAGAUAAAGUAUUGUUCUUUGUGAUUCAUAUAAAAAACAUUUAAGUUUUAUUCAAUAUUCAGUAUUUGUAUUUCAAAGAGUUGUGAUUAAUUUAUGUGUUAGACUUGUAUGCAGCAUAGCUCAUAUUUCUCUUCGAGAUGCUCUACAAACAAUUGGUUUAAUGUAAGAUGCAUUUAUUGAGCUAAUUGGUGCAUAGCAGAGCUUCAAUAU